UUGCUUCCGGGGCAGCGUCACUGAUAGUUUUGCGUCAGGUUUCUAGUUAGAGGCUAUAUGUCAACAGCUAAAACCAGGUGUUUUGAACAUUAGUGUUAUUUAGCAAAACAGUCCGAGGAAUAUAGUCCUUGUGAUAGUAGUAGCUUUCAUCACCUUUCCAGAGAGCCUGCACUCAUGUCGGACAGGAACCACGGUGUGGAGUGGGUUGAGACAACUGAGGAGGUCGUUAUAACAGAGUUUCUGACCCCUGAAAACAACAACAUUGCAGUGAUUCCGGUUUUAGAGCCAGCAGAAUCAGCGAUCCAGAAAUUAUUGGGCACUGCGGGGCAGGGAGAGGAUGGCUUCUAUUGUGAGGAGUGUCUGACUCUCUUCCAAAAUCAGAGUGACCCUGCAAACAUUAAUGGCCCAGCUUUUAUUCUUGACUUUCCAACAAGCAUGGGUGUCUCCCAGAGAGCCCUGCUCACUCUUCCUUAUGGCCUGAUGAUAGGCAGAUCUAGCAUUCCUUGUGCAGGUGUUGGAGUCAUAAAUCACGGAGCAGUAGUGUUUCCAGGAAUGCAUUUUGGGCCAUAUGAGGGGGAAGUGACAACAAGUGAAAAUGCUAUGGCAAGUGACUUCUCAUGGGAGAUUUAUAAAGAAAAAGAUGAGUAUGAGUACAUUGAUGCUGCCAGAGAAUCGCACUCGAAUUGGCUGAGGUACGUCAACUUUGCUCGUAAUAGAGAGGAGGCAAAUUUGCUGGCAGUCCAGUACAAAGGUAGCAUCCUUUUUCACUGCUGUCGCCCCAUACACCCUGGAGAUGAGCUCUUGCUGUGGCCCAGCAGCAAGCUUCUCAGCCAUUUUAGUGAAGCUUGGAACCAGGUGUUUUUCAUGAAGCAGAAAACAGCAGAGACCAAUACAACUGCAACAUCUCAGAUCUUCCUGUGCCCCCACCACUGUCAGCUGUCCUUCACUACAGAGGCCUUCCUCCAGAGGCAUAUGGAGUAUGCCCACACACAGCCUACAAAGGACUGUACAACAGCUGCCACUGAAGAGGCUGAACCCAGAGAUCAUGCCUCCACCACUGACUCAGGUCACUCUGCAGCAUCCUUGGUGGUAUUAUCUGUUGAUCCUGUUAAGUCCAAAACAUGUGGUGAAUGUGGGAAGAUUUUUAAGCAAAUGCCUCACCUCAAGAGGCACAAACUUAGUGUCCACUCAAACAGGCGGCCCUACUGCUGCCUGCAGUGCCGGCGAACUUUUAGCCAGGCAUCUGGCUUAAUCAGACACCAGCUAAUUCACAGAAAGCAGGCUGUGACCAAAGUUUCUAAUCAGAACAGAGUCCUCGGUGAAAAGAAAGAGAACUUGACACAGUUGUCAGAACUUUGUAAUACUGCAGAUCCAGCUGUAACUGAGAAUCCACAAGAACCAAUGGAUGUAACUGAAACUGAGUGUACUUCUGCAGGAGAAGCAGAAACAUCCCAAUUCAACUGUUCAGGCUGCAGUAAGAGCUUCACAAAUGAAGCCUCCCUCAAAAAGCAUAAGGUGAGGGUCCAUGAGAGGCUACGUCCAUAUGUCUGCACUGUGUGCCAGAAGUGCUUUGGCCAGUACAAUGACCUGACCAGACAUCUGCGGUGUCACCAGAAAGAAGAUAAACGAAAAGAAAAAAUAAAUCUUCCUGAGGACCCAGACAUCAUGCCCUUUAGCUGUGCUGAGUGUUCACUGACUUUUUCUUCUGUGGACACCCUUCAGCAGCACAUCACUGAGCAUCACACAGAGGACACUGUACCUUCUGAUGAUGAUGAUGAUCAGAGCCAUGAUCCCACCUUUAUUCCACAGCGUUCAGUGACCAAAACAGAUGAAACUGUCGAAGAACUUCCUUCUCAGAGGCCUCAGCGACUUGGCGCUAGAUCUAAAAUUUCUGCCAUAACAAAGCUAAUAGCUCCAAAACGACGGGCAGACAUCUGCAAGAAGCCAUUAACCAGCCCUGAUCAGACACAGCCGAGCUGUACUGAACCAGAGACACCCGCUGUCAGAAAUGGGAAGUUAACCAAGUACAAAUGGUUUAGCUGUAAUCGCUGUAAACGAACAUAUGGAAACCCAAAUGAUCUCAAAGCACACAAGUGUGCUUUGAGACAGCACAAGUGUGGUCAGUGUGCGGCAACUUUUAAUAAGUCUGCAUUCCUGAAAAGACAUGAGCAGAUGGUACACAUAAAUGCUAAAUCUUACAGCUGUGACCGCUGUGAUAAAGCCUUCACUACAUCUGGUAAACUCAAACAGCAUCAGAAGAGCAACGUUUGUAUGAAGUAUCACUGCACAUCUGAGCUUUUUCCAUGCACACACUGUCAGUUCUCCUUCACUAUGAAGAGCUACCUGAAUAAACACAUCAAGAGGCACCACCCUGUGGAGUAUCUGUCUCUCUGUGAUUCAGACUGCCUAAUAGAUCAGCCGGAGGAAGAGGAGGGGGAAAAGAAGUAUACGUGUCCUAACUGUGGGAAGAGCUGUGCAAGUGCCAAAUCAUUCAAAUCUCACUCAUGCUUCCAGCAGGUGAAGGUUCUGUACUUGUGCACAGACUGUGGGAAAGGCUUCACAAACCACUAUGGUCUCAAGCAGCAUCAGCGCGUUCACACAGGUGAGAAGCCAUACAGUUGCCCUCACUGCGCCAAAAGCUUCUCGUACACUGGCCAGCUCAACGUGCAUCUCAGGACUCAUACCGGAGAGAAGCCGUAUCUGUGCACCCACUGCGGGGAGAGCUUCCGGCAGUCGGGAGACCUGAAGAGACAUGAGAUGAAGCACACGGGGGUGAGGCCCUAUAGUUGCCCUGAAUGUUGUAAAAGCUUCAGUCGCCCGCAGAGUCUCAAAGCUCAUCAAAUGCUUCACCUGGGACAGAGAAUGUUCAAAUGUGCUCAGUGCGGAAAGAGCUUUUCAAGAAACUAUCACCUCAGAAGACACCAUCAGAAGAUGCACCUGUAAUGAGAUCCAGAAGAAGAGCUCAAAUGGUCUAAACUGAAUUGCACUAGAUACUUUAUAACUGCUCUUAAAGAGUUGCAGACAUUUUGAAUGUCUUGUACAUAACGUUAUUUAAACGUAUACUUAAGUUUCUCAAAUCUGAAAAUUUUGAUUUUUCUGUUUAAAGUGUUUUUUCUCUUAAUUAUUUGAAAGAGGUAAAACUUGAAUACAUUUACACUGAAACAUUUAAUGGGUUUUUUGCAUAUCAAAAAUGUGAAGAUGCCACACUCAUAAACAACAGCUUAUUAUUUCUCACUGUCAACUUGUUUUGAAAUAAAAACAACCAACUUGUCCA
Monopterus albus (swamp eel) is the source of this 3274-nucleotide messenger RNA. It is a transcript of the gene prdm9, whose product is annotated as PR domain containing 9. Gene Ontology annotation, biological process: regulation of transcription by RNA polymerase II. Gene Ontology annotation, molecular function: protein binding; RNA polymerase II cis-regulatory region sequence-specific DNA binding; DNA-binding transcription factor activity. Lineage: Eukaryota; Metazoa; Chordata; Actinopteri; Synbranchiformes; Synbranchidae. The transcript has 7 exons. The record is from RefSeq and is a predicted model, not a curated record. Bases 175 to 2943 code for a protein of 922 amino acids.